Messenger RNA from Anguilla anguilla (European eel), 3287 nucleotides. RefSeq names its product early growth response protein 4-like. Gene Ontology annotation, molecular function: RNA polymerase II cis-regulatory region sequence-specific DNA binding; DNA-binding transcription factor activity, RNA polymerase II-specific. The transcript has 2 exons. The record is from RefSeq and is a predicted model, not a curated record. NCBI's taxonomy places the organism in Eukaryota, Metazoa, Chordata, Actinopteri, Anguilliformes, Anguillidae. The coding region runs from base 205 to 1656 and encodes 483 amino acids. Gene Ontology annotation, biological process: regulation of transcription by RNA polymerase II.
AAUAACAAUCAGCAAGAUUUCCUGAACACUUUUCAAAGAAGCGGAAUUUCAAAAUAUUUACAGAAGCUUCAUAUCGACAGUCUUAUUUUUCUUCGAGAUUUCCAAGGGACAUUACACAUCAGAAGGACGCUUUUUUUUGGCGUUUGUUUAUUUCUCUCCAACAACAUACUUGACCCGCGAUCGCAAGUGGUGGGACAGGGAAGCAUGUUGAACGACAUGGAUUUGAGCUCGCAGCAUUAUUUUUAUUAUUCAUUUGACGACGUCUGCGGCUCUCCUCCUGACAUUGAGUCCAUUGGGCCAAUGGAAAACCAGGACACGUGCUUGGCUGCUGAAACACAGUCGCCCGUUCAUCACAGUCAAGAUGGUGCAGCGGCAGACAUAAAAGUUGAAGCGUCUGACUCGGAUUUCUCAUUUGAUCCGAGCGAAGUCACCGAAGGUGGAUUCGGUCCUUCCUUCGACUACUCCGGCAGUUUCUACGUGGAAACGUCUAACGCGGCAGCGUGUAGCGCGGAUAUGCUGCUCAACAUGAUCACAGAAAUAGUUGGGAUUUCUACUCUGCCGAUCUCUGAAAUGCAGUGCUCGCCAGAGUCUGCAUAUUCCUCCCCUUCAUCCGUGGACGCGGGGUUUCAAAGCCAAGGGUCCAACUGCUCUUCUCCAGCACUGAGCUCGCCUGAAGAGAGUUGCCAUGGUUUCCCCGAGGUUCAGAUGAGCGUCCAUGAUUCGGCGCCGGCCCAGACUAACUUCGGUACCUCUGCGAUGGACCAGACAACAACAACAGCCCCUGGGACGGUGACGUUUCCAGUGGUCGUCAAGAAUGAGUUUGAAAGCCAUUGUGAGUGGGACUCCUUCAAUAAAUGCGAUUCUUAUUUGGCCUCAGAUCUGGUGUCAGAAAUUUUUAAAAUGGACUGCUCCACCGAGCAGCAAAUUGAUAUGAAGGAUGUUAUUGACUCGCUCGCUUCUAUCUGUUCGACCUCCGAAACCGCGUGCAAGUUAGACGGAGCGAUUAAGCAAGAGCAGUGCUUCGCCAACAACUGUGCCCAGAGUAUUCAAUUCCCUUCUUUCAGAAGCCACCAGACACCAUCCUUGGACAUUGCAAGUCAUACUAACGGUGUGUUCAAAUCGGAUGUUUUGGACCUCCCCUGUAUCCCAAUCGAGACUUUGACAAAUCAGUGCGAUUUAGCUUACACCUCGACGACACUAUCCAGCACAAUAGACUCUCUGCUUUAUUCGACUCUUUUGCCGGAAAGUUUUGCAAGGGAUAGCGCACCUGUGGAGAAACAACCCCGCGCCAGAAAAGCUCCAAUCAACGGGCAAGUCAAGGUGAAACCCUUUCCGUGCCCAGUGGAUAACUGUGAGAGGCGCUUCACGCGGUCAGAUGAGCUCAACCGUCAUAUUCGCAUUCACACCGGGCACAAGCCCUUCCAGUGCCGCAUCUGUCUGCGAAGUUUCAGUCGCAGUGACCACCUGACGACCCACACCAGGACCCACACCGGAGAAAAGCCGUUUUCUUGCGACGUCUGCGGCAGAAGGUUUGCGAGGAGCGACGAGAGGAAAAGGCACGGGCGCGUGCAUCUCAAACAGAGAGAGAAGAUGGAGCUUAGGGCUCAGAUAAUAGCCGCUCCUAUGUGCCCCUUCACUUUCCCUAAAGGAAUCUGAACACUAGCCUACAAGUUAUUGUGCGUUUGGCGCUCUCUCUUCCUGAAAAUGGAAGAUUGUUUAUAGUAACAGUUCACCGCUGUUAGCAAAUCUUAACGUUUCAGCGUUCGCGAUCCAACGAGUUGACAGCUCAGAGCGUUUGCGAUUCAACGAGUUGACAGCUCUAAGAUCUCGGAGUAACUGUCAAGAGAACUGUACGCUUUCAGUGUGAGAUGGUUAUGUAAACGGUAAUAUUCUGAAGAAGACCGAGUAGAGAAGGACGUUUUUUUCAUUUUCUUGCCAGCAGAUGCUUAUAGAAUUACUCAUGAACCCUAAGACUGAAUACGUGAAGACGGAAAAUAUUAAUUUCCUACAAAAACCUUAUAAAACAGAUCCAACCAACCUCUGAAACUGCAACAGUAACCAUAACAGCAAGAGCUACGUCAGAGUUCAGAACUAAUUUCUCUGAACAGCUCCAACCUCAUCGCAGUGGGAGAAAACCUGUGAACUCAGAUGACGUCUUAUAAAUCUUUGACUUUAUCUUGUACUUUUGACGCUUUAUAGGUGGAGAUCAUUUCCAGAGAAUAUUUUUUAUUCAUAGAAAUGUUCCUGAAAAAACAUUGUCGAAAACUUGCAUCGCGAGGUCAGAGAACGGAAGAGAUUCUUUUGUACAACAUUCAUGUAAAAUACAUAUUUUCCUCUCGUAGGAAGUAUAUUUUAUUAUUUUUUUAACGACACUAUUUGCUUCUCUACUGAAUUAUGCUGUUGAAUGGUAUUUGUGGUCUAUUUGAUCACUUAAGUGAUAUGAAUGAAAUGUGAAACCCGCAGACCCGGACCCAAGUAAAUAUAUUGGUAUGCGUUCUUAACACUGCACUUUUACAAUCGUGAAACCUUUUUUUUGUGCCCGCAGAUUUUUUUCCUUGAAAUUGGGUAUUUUUGCCAAAUUUAUUCUGUGGGAAGAUACCAUCCAAACGGCUGGAUAAAAUUGUACAAAAGUAACAAUCUUAUCUUCCUAAGCACGUAAUUAAUUUAUCUUGAGAAAGGUGUAAUGUAAGAUGACAUUUGUCAAAGAAAACCGUAACUUUCUGUUUGACAAUAAGAACGCAAAAGGAAACAGACUCGUAUAUGAAUAUGAGAGCUUUGAAAGCUUGUGCUUAAUCAGAGUUAGUUCAAAAUGUACUGCCUUGUUGUGGUAAUGUGUUCAAGUACCUAGUGCUUCUUCAUAUUUUGAUGAAAUCAAGGUUAUAGUUCUGAAUUAAAUGCACUAUCAAUAUAUUAGGGGUCAUGGGUCAAGGGUCAUAGGGGCUGCAGUUUAGGUUUUGACAAGAGCAAAACCCUUGUGAGUAAAACACUACAAUAUUGUAGUUGAGUAAUCCAGUAGCGCACAUUGCUGCAAUAUUCUGUACAUUCAUGUAUGGUUGUAUAUAAAAUGAAAGACAAGACAGAAGAAAUGCUUUAAAAAAACUGUUUGUUGAAAAGAAAAAUAUACAUUGUCCUGUACUGUCAAGGUACACCAAAAUGUAAAUUAAACUUGCCUUAAGUUAAAUUAACUGAUAUGGAAUUGUAAAUAUGUGAAAAUGUUUCUAUGAUAUGCUGUCAUGUUGUUAUUUUUACGAUUAAUGUUUAUGAAUAAAAUUAUGAACUUUACUGAA